This is a messenger RNA of Limulus polyphemus (Atlantic horseshoe crab), 7255 nucleotides long. RefSeq names its product laminin subunit beta-1-like. Gene Ontology annotation, biological process: basement membrane assembly; cell migration; substrate adhesion-dependent cell spreading. The record is from RefSeq and is a predicted model, not a curated record. NCBI's taxonomy places the organism in Eukaryota, Metazoa, Arthropoda, Merostomata, Xiphosura, Limulidae. Gene Ontology annotation, cellular component: laminin trimer. The transcript is spliced from 33 exons. Bases 475 to 5823 code for a protein of 1782 amino acids.
UGGUUUGUGUAGAAAUUUACGUGAUAUGUGCGAGUCUGAUAAAUUUCGACAUUUUACGAUGUUUGUUAGGUAGAUCCUUUAAGACUGAGAAAGAAAUUAUGAGAAAAACGAUAUGGUAUACAUGUCAAGUUCUAAAAUCAUUUUGUUGAUAAUUAGCAAAUAAAAGCUACUUCAGGACCAUCGUAAGCUCACCUGUCAGGUUAAUUGACCCGUGUCGUUGAAGGUACGACGGAAGGCCACGUAGAGUUGAUUAAACUCUGGUGACAAGUUCGAGUACAAUAUUGGUCGCAGGCGGUUGGAAACUCUAAUCAAGUCUCUUGAAAAUUAAUAAAACAAUCUGGGCGUACUAGACUGUAUGUGGGUCGCGGCAGCUAUACCUUCUUUGGUGGGAAAGUUGGAGGACCCAACCAGCGUGUUGUUAUAUCCUGCUGAGCGACAAGCAACGAACAAUCGCUGUCGGCCUGUGAGGCGAGGAUGAAGCGACUCAGGCUUUGGUGUGUUGUCCUGGUUACGGUUUGUGUUUCUUACGCCUCUAAUUCUGGCGGUCAUUCAUAUAGAACUCAAAGAAGAUGGCCAGAAAGGCGAGUGAAUGGUCGAAGAUUGCAAGUAAUAGAUGAAGGAAGAACAUAUCCUCAUGCCUGCAAUGAGUCAAGCUGCUAUCCAGCAGUAGGGAAUCUGUUGAUUGGUCGGCAAAAGUACCUGUGGGCUUCUUCAACAUGUGGACAGCAGAAAAAGGAACAGUUCUGUAUUGUUAGUCAUUUGAAGGAAAGAAAAAAAUGUUUUGUUUGUGACUCACAGGAUCUUCAAAGGUCUCAUGAAAUUGAAAAUAUCGUAUCAAGGAUUGGAGGUAAUCGUUUGAAGUGGUGGCAGGCAGAAAAUGGGAAAGAAAAUGUUACAAUCCAGCUGGAUCUGGAGGCAGAAUUUCAUUUCACUCAUCUCAUCAUCACCUUUAAAACAUUUAGACCUGCUGCCAUGCUUAUUGAAAGGUCUUAUGAUUUUGGAAGAACUUGGAAAGUGUACCAGUAUUUUGCCUACAGCUGUGCAGAUUCCUUCCCAGGAAUACCAAAUAAGCCAAGAGAGAGGGUGACAGAUGUGGUCUGUGAUUCUCGCUACUCUGGAGUUGAGCCAUCCACAGAGGGAGAGGUCAUAUUCAGGGUUCUUCCUCCUAAUAUUGAAGUGGAUGACCCUUACAGUUCUGAAAUUCAGGAUCUUUUGAAAAUUACAAAUCUUCGCAUUAACUUUACCAAGCUUCACACUUUGGGAGACAACCUUUUGGACCAAAGCAAACAAAUUAAAAUGAAAUAUUACUAUGCUGUUUAUGAAAUGGUUGUAAGAGGAAGCUGCUCGUGUUAUGGCCAUGCUAAUCAAUGUGUAGGAGAACUUGGACAGCCUACAGGGCCAGAUAUGGUGUAUGGAAAAUGCCUUUGUACCCACCAUACAAAAGGAAUGAAUUGUGAACAGUGUGAAGAUAUGUAUAAUGAUAAACCAUGGAAACCUGCAAUUGGCAAACAGACUAAUGCAUGUGAAAAGUGUAAUUGCAAUGGACAUGCCACUAGAUGUCAUUUUGACCCAGCAGUGUGGGAAUCAAGUGGAAGAGUGAGUGGAGGUGUGUGUGACAACUGCCAGCAUUAUACAAUGGGUCAGAACUGUGAACAGUGCAGACCUUUUUAUUUCCGUGACUCAAGGCUUGAUAUAACGCAUCCAGAUGUCUGCCAACCAUGUGACUGUGAUCCUUAUGGCACCUUAGGAAAAGGUAUCUGUGAACCUCAUAAUGACUCAAUCAUGGGGACUGUAGCAGGAGUUUGUCACUGUAAAAAGAAUGUUGAAGGAAGAAGAUGUGAUCACUGCAAGAAAGGGUUUUGGAACUUCAGACCAGACAAUCCUGAUGGUUGUGAACCAUGCAGUUGCAAUCUUUUGGGAAUUACUGAAAAACAGGGAUGUAAUCAGUUUACUGGAGAGUGUACCUGUAAAAGGAAUGUUGCUGGAAGAGAUUGUAAUCAGUGUUUGACAGAAUUCUGGGGACUUAGUAUUGAUGAAGUAGGCUGUAAACCAUGUGAUUGUGACUCAGGUGGUGCAUAUGAUCACAAUUGUGAUGUGGUAAAUGGCCAGUGUCGCUGCCGACCCCAUGUCGUUGAACGUCGUUGUGACCAACCUGAAUCAGGCUAUUUCGUUGGCAACUUAGACUACUUGACAUACGAAGCUGAACUCACAAGAGGUUGUCAAAACUGCCAGGUAAUCGUCAGAGAACCAAAACCUGAUAGAAAAUCAACAUGGACUGGCCUUGGUUUCAUGAGGGUGUACGAAGGUUCCAACCUUAAAUUUAACAUCAGUGAUAUUCCACAAACCCUGGAGUAUGGUAUUAUUAUUCGUUAUGAACACCAGCUUCCAAAGGAUUGGAAAAAGGUUAUAGUCAGCAUUAAGAGACUAGAUCCUAUUGAACAGUCAGGGCCUUGUGCUCAUACUAAACCAUCUAAUGACAAGAAGAUAAUCCGUUUAUCCUCAGGAGAAACACAUGUCCUAGUACCUCCAUCAGUUUGCUUAGAGAAAGGAAAAAUGUACACAAUUCGUCUUAAGUUUAAGUACUACAAUAGACAAAAAUUCAACCCUCAAGCAUUUGUGUAUAUUGAUUCUAUUGUUCUUAUUCCUCAAAUUGACAGGAUUCCAUUUUUCCAAAAAAUAUUUGGCAGUGAAAGAAAUCGUGACGAAUUUAAAAGGCUCCAUUGUGAUGAGAUUUUAUUUUCUGUUUCUCAAAGGAAACUACCAGACGUUUGCAAAAAAUUCCUGUAUAGCAUUGGCUUCUAUGUAUUUGAUGGAGGUUUAAAGUGUGGUUGCAAUCUCAUUGGAUCAUUCAGUGAACAAUGUGAUCAGUUAGGAGGUCAGUGUCAGUGUAAGACUAAUGUUGUUGGAAGACGAUGUGAUCGGUGUACUCCUGGAACAUAUGGUCUUGAUCAAAAAGGAUGUAAAUCAUGUAACUGUCAUAGUGAAGGCUCCUUGGACAAUUUUUGUAACAUAGAGACUGGUCAAUGUCGAUGCCGUGGUAGUGCUUAUGGUCAGCAUUGUGAUAAAUGUCCUCGUGGGUUCUGGAACUUUCCAAACUGUGAAGUGUGCAACUGUAAUGACCAUGCAGAUGCUUGUGACCUUACAAAUGGACACUGUCUAAACUGUAGAAAUUUCACUACAGGACCAAACUGUGAUAGAUGCAUAACUGGUUACUAUGGUGACCCCAGGAUUGGAGUACAGAUUUCUUGCCGUCCUUGUUCCUGCCCUCAUAGUAAAUUCAGUCAUGCUCGAGACUGUGAACUAGAUAGAGAAAAUAAAAAUGUCAUCUGCCAUUGUGAGGAGGGAUACAAAGGUGAAAAGUGUGAAGAAUGUGCUGAUAAUUUCUAUGGAAAUCCAUCUGUACCUGGUGAAAAGUGUCAUAGAUGCAAAUGUAAUGACAACAUUGAUGUUACUGUACCAGGAAGUUGUGAUCCAUUAACGGGAGAGUGUCUUCUAUGCAUUUUCAACACUGAAGGUCCAAGUUGUGAAUACUGUAAACAUGGUUAUUAUGGAAAUGCCACACAACAUAAUUGUCAAAUGUGUGUGUGUAGUACUCUGGGAACUGAUCCAAAUGCUAAACAAUGCAAUGAAACAACUGGCCAGUGUACCUGCUUGCCAAAUGUCAUUGGUAAAACAUGUGACCAGUGUGCAGUUGGUUUUUGGAACUUUAGCAGUGGUGAAGGCUGUAAACCAUGUGAUUGUGACCCACAGGGAUCAUUGUCAAAUGACUGCAAUGUGUUUGAUGGUUGGUGUCAUUGUAAAGAAGGAUAUGGAGGGAGAACCUGUGCUGAUUGUAAAGAUAAUUAUUGGGGUGAUCCAAAGACUAAGUGUAUUCCCUGUGAUUGUGAUUUUGAGGGAGUUGCCACUUUGCAGUGUAGAAGAAAUGAUGGAACAUGCUUCUGUAAGAAGGGAAUUGUGGGAAGGUACUGCGAUCAAUGUGCACGAGGAUACACAGGAAAAGCUCCAGAGUGUGAACACUGUGGAGAGUGCUUUGAACAGUGGGAAUGUAAGAUAAAGGAUUUGAAAAAUCAGGCAUUGACCUUAAUUGAAAAGUUUAAGGAAGUGAAUAACACAGGAACAACAGGUGUUUACACUGAGGAAUUUGAAGAGAUGCAGAAGAAACUAGAUGAAAUUCAGAAGAUUUUAGCAUCACAAAAUGUUACAAGAUUUGACACUAGUGAAUUUCAAAUCACAUUACAAUUUCUAAGCCUCAAUAUGACAACCAACGAAGCUCUAUUAGAAAAUGUAGAUUCUGAAAUAAAUGGCACAUUGCAGAGAAUAAGUGAUGCUACACACGCUUUAAAUGACUUAAGAGGACGAGCUGGUAUUCUGGAACUGAAUGCAAGCAUUUUAGAAUACAAUGCUACAAAGUUGCAGGAAGCUGUUGUUGAAGGAGCUUUAAAUAUCACUAAAAAAGCUCAGAAAAGCUCUGAUUUAUCAGAGAUCCAAGCCAAGGCUGCUCACAAUAUCCUUGAUGAAUCUGCUGAGUGGAGGAACAAAACUGAAGAAUUGUUUAGGCAGAAAAAAAAAGAUUUUAAUAAAACAUAUGAUGAAAACAAGGCAAUUUUGGAAAAUAUUUCUGACCAAACAUCAGUUAUAGAGUCUGGAGUAGGAGAGAUCAAUAGAUUAGUGUGUGAUGGUGUUGGAACUGUGGAUAAAUGCGACCAUGUAUGUGGUGGUGCAGGAUGUGAUAAAUGUGGAGGAAUCAGCUGUAACAAUGGAGCCAUUACAGUAGCCAAAAAUGCACUUGAUUUAGCAGAAGAAGCUCAACAAAAUAUAGCUCGGAAAAAAGCAGCAGCAAAAAAUCUAUUAACCAAGAUGAAGAACUUGAAAAUGCUUGCAGAUGAAGCAUUGGAUAAAAGCAGAGAAGCUGUUGAACAAACUAGUAAUUUUCAACUUGAAUCAGGAGAUAUUUCAGCAGAAAUGAUGGACUUACUGCUUCAUGUUGAGAAGUUCCUUGAUACUGAGGGACUUCAGUAUGAAAAAAUACAAGAUUUAUCUGAUGAGUGUCUUAACCUAAAAAUGUCUCUUGGUCCAGAAGAAAUUGAAAAACUAGCUCAUGAGAUCAAAGAGAUUGUUAAGAAUUUGACCAAUAUUGAAGAAAUUUUCAACGCUACAUCCCAGAAACAUGAAGAAGUGAAAGAACUUGUUAACAGAGCAGUCAUAAUCAAAAAAAAUGCUGAUGCUGUCUUAAAAGUAGCCAACAAUGUGAAUGUAAACCUUGAAGAAGCUAAAGAAUCACAAGACCGUGCUGAAACAGCCAUUGCUAGAACCAGAGAGUUCAUCUCAAUUGUAGAUAGAGGUCUUAAAGAGAUAGAAAAUCAAACUCAAGAAGCAAAGGCCAUAAGUGAGAAUUCACUCAGGGAACUUGAAAAAUUAGGGAAACAAAGUGGAAAACUCCAAGAAAAGUACUCAGAAAAUAAACGUUCUUUAGAUAAAGCUUUAAAUGAAGCACAAAAUUCCACAAAAUUGGCAGUAAAAGCAGAAGAGGAUGCUCAGCUGUUAGAAAAGAAGUACAAAGAGACAGAGAAUCUGCUGGGUCAGAAAGAAGUAGAAAGUAAUGAUAUAAGAUACCGUACACAAGAACUGAAGGAGAAAGCCAUAAAUCUAGUUGCACUUGCAACAAAAAGAUAUCAUGACUUUAAAGAACUGGAAGCAAACUUCAAUAAGAACAACCAAACAUUAAAUAGAUACAAAGAUAUUCUAGAUGGACUUCUACAAGAAUCGGAAGAAGUUAUUGAGGACAUCAGAAAAAAGAGUACUUUGUACAGAGAGUGCACAUAGCUUCUGUAUGAGAUAAAAGGAUGAAAAUGUUGCUUUAAUAUUCUGAGUUUAUUUGUUCAAAAUCAGGAAAUUGAAAGAUGCAGUUUUGUGAGUUAUGUAGGUAUUGUACAUAAUGAGAGAUGAUAUACUGCUUUUGUUUACCAUAUUUACUUUUUCACUGCCAGAAUAUAACAUUAUAAGUAAUUCAUCUAUUCCUUUACAUGCCUAAGAGAAACCAUAAUAUUGACCUUAAGAAUAUAAAAAUAAUUGACAAAGAUUGUGACACCAAAAAGAGAAAAAAUAAAGAAGCCGUUGUAAUAGCAUCACUUAGAUAAGUGGUCUUCCUACAAGUAUUACCCCAAACAAGAGUUUCCUUUUACACACUUGCUGGUUACCCCUUAUCAAAGAAAUCAAACCAUUCAUUGAGUUUAAUACUGUUAUAAACCUAAAGAAGCAAUUUUCUUUGUCUCAUAUUAUCCUAGCCUACUGUUUUCAGAUAUUAAUAAUAAUAUGGCUCCAUUGUAAUUUUUAAUUUUAUAGUAUUUAUUUUCAGUAUUUAAAUAGUCUUAUUUGUUGUGAAACAAUAGAAGACAGUCUUUGUAAUUAUUGUUGCUAGGCAAUUUGUAUUUCAAUAUGUUCAUUUAGUUGCUUUUACUGAUUGAACAUCCUACACCUGUCAAAGGUUCAGGCAAGUGAAGAGAAAACUAGUGUAAUAAAAGGUUGCGAAAACAAUAUCUAGUUAAGUUCCAUUGUAAUUAAUAAGGAAAGAUAUUUGUUCUUUCAUGCUAUAUUAACCUUUAAACUGAACUAUUUAUGUUUUAGGUUAAAAUAAUUUAAAAUGUCUUGUAUUAUUAUUAUGUUUGAUUAAAGUAUUUUUUCUACUUAAAAAUCAAUUUCUUAAGGCAAUAAUCUGUUGUUUUUUUCUUAGGGAGUAGUUUGUGUUUAAUCAGUACAAAUUUGUAAAAGAGUAACAAAGGUAAAGUAUAAUUUAGUUACAUAGUCUAAAUGUUCACAUAUGUAGAUAUGCUGGUUUUUGUUCUAUUUGUAGGAAGCUUAAGAUCAUAUAUAUUAUGUCCUAGUCCUUGCAGCACAAAAAUAAUGGUAAUUAUGUUUGUUUGUAACAUUAAUGUGCAUAAAUGUAACUGAUAUACAACUGAAUUUUUAACUUUAAUUUUGUUCCUAAACUGAGAGAAGAUAAAUUAUCAUACAGGAUAUAUUAAAGUUAUUCACAUUUUAAAAGGUAAGUCGUAAAUUCUAGGAUAAAUAUGAGAAACAUUACAACUUAAUUUAUGCUUAUAAAAAUUGCAAAAAGGAAAGCUUAUUUUAAUUAACCAGCUGAAGGCACUGCAAAUGUUUUACUUUGUUAUCCAAAAAAGUAUUUUUUUAUCAAUAUGUAGAAUUAAACAUUAACUAUUGUUAUUUUGUGCACAAGAUUUGUUUUUAAGAAUUUGGU